CACAACACCACGAGGCUUACUCCGAGUCCAGCACUCCGCCGCGUACUUACGGACGUAUAUGCUAUUCAUACAUACCAGCGCAGCAGCCUUCGCGCCCUUGAUUUUGUAUAAAGACACUGAGGAUGGCGACUCUACACUUGACCCACACAGCCAGAGCACUCGAUCACCAUCCCAUCGCAUCAGAUUUCAUCAAAUAAACACAUCAUCCCUUUUCCUCUAUCAACCUUCAAUAUGUCUACCACCAUCCGCAAAGUCCUCAUCCCGUCCUUUGGCGACGCAUCCCAUGUCACCAUUGUUAACGCCGAAAUCCAGCCGCCAGCUGCGAAUCAAGUCCAGGUCAAAGUCCUGUACGCUGGCAUGAGCGGCGCCGACCAGGCCAUGCGAAUGGGAUACUACCCCAUGCAGAAGAAAGCCCCAUUGACGCCUGGCUACUGCCUCGUUGGACGCGUCCAUCGCAACGGCUCCUCUUCCACCAAGUUCCAGAAGGGCGAUCUCGUCGUCUGCCUGUCCAUCUACGAUGCGCAGGCCGAGCUUGUCAAUCUCCCCGAGAAAUACCUCAUUUCCGUACCCAAAGGCGUGGACUUGCAGCAAGCGACUGCGAUGAUCUUGGACUGGAACACCGCCUACGGCAUGGUCUACCGCAGCGCCAAGGUCUCCAAGGGCCAGCGCGUCUUCAUCCACGGUCUCAGCGGCGCGGUCGGCUACGCGCUCCUCACGCUCUGCAAACUCGAGGGCGCAGAGGUCUACGGCACCGCCUCGCUAUCCAAACAUGCCGAGCUGCGCGAAGUCGGCGCAACCCCCUUCGUCUACACAGACAAGAACUGGGUCAUGGGCAUGAACACCAUAGGCGGCGCGCACGUCGUCUUCGACCCCCUCGGCUACGAAUCAUGGGACGAGAGCUGGCGCAUCCUGGCGCGGGAGGGCGGCCACCUUAUCGGCUACGGUGGCAACCUGCACAUGCUGAACGGAGGGGAGGCUCGCAGUCAGAUUCCGUCUAUCACCAAGUUGCUUGCGAGGAAUAUGGUUCCGUUUUGCCCGCAGAAGACGAGCUUCUACUACAUCUCAAGGGACCAGAGCACAUUCGAACCGGAGCUGAAGGCGCUGUUUGAUAUGGUCCUUCAGGGGAAGAUCAAGGCGCCGAUUAGGAAGGAGUGGACCAUGGACGAGGUGCCUGAGGCGCAUCGCACGUGGACUCAGAGUGGCGGCAUUGGCUCGGUGGUUGUGAAGAUUGCGGAUGAUGUGGAAGCGUAAAUGUGACGAUGUCUGGACGCGCCACUGGUUUCUCUUUUGGUGUUGGGUCGCGGCGUCUUUGCAGCAGUCUACAUUAUUCAGCUAUCUCUAGUCACCAUCCUACAAUAUCCAAGCCUUCAUUUUCCAGCUCAUUCAUCACGGCCGUGAAGCGGUGCGAC
This is a messenger RNA of Trematosphaeria pertusa, 1409 nucleotides long. RefSeq names its product zinc-binding dehydrogenase. Bases 232 to 1251 code for a protein of 339 amino acids. NCBI's taxonomy places the organism in Eukaryota, Fungi, Ascomycota, Dothideomycetes, Pleosporales, Trematosphaeriaceae. The record is from RefSeq and is a predicted model, not a curated record. Gene Ontology annotation, molecular function: oxidoreductase activity. The transcript has a single exon. Gene Ontology annotation, cellular component: mitochondrion.